CGGGCCGGGCCGGGCCGAGCCGAGCCGGGCCCCCCGCCGAGCCCGCCGCCGCCGCCGGGGCUCUGCGAGGAGCGGGUGCUGCCCCGCCGCGGGACCGCUCCGGCCCGGGCGCCGCCUCCUGCCGCCGCGGACCGAGCCCAAGGAGCCUGGUGAGCACGGUCACAGAGCUACAGCCUGGCUCUGCCCACCCCGCAGCCAGUGCAUGGACCACCAACAUCCUCCCUCUCACGAAUGACAGCAGCAUCCUGGCAGACGAGACACCUUGGAGAGAGUGUCCAGACUGUCUUCAUGAAGGACAGCUCUGGAGCCCAGGGGAACACAAGGUGCAUGGGAUGCUGAAUCUGGCCUAGUCCCCAAGCCCAGGAAGCUGUGAGAGGUGCAGGGACAUCUGCGGGGGAGCACGGUCAGUGCCUCUGCAAGGGCUCUGCUGCACCAUCCCUGAGCAAUGGUCUAGGAAACACUGGAACCAUGAAGGGCUUGGGAGAUAACAGAAGCCGCCACCUCUCCGAUAACCUGGACUCCCCUCAAGACUCUCUUUAUGCCCCCCAGGACAGGAACCCUUAUCUCCUCAGCCCCACUGACUCCUUCACCAUGGACCCCCGAUUCCCAGCCCAGAAUACCCUCCAUGGCGACUGUCUCCUUCCACUCAACAACCAGAUCUCCAACAGCAGCACUUUCCCCCGCAUCCAUUACAACUCCCACUUCGAGGUCCCAGAUGACAACCCUUUUCCAAGCCAUGCCCAAGCCACUAAAAUCAACCGCCUGCCUGCAAACCUCCUCGACCAGUUUGAGAAGCAGCUGCCCAUCCACAGAGACGGCUUUAGCACCCUCCAGUUUCAGAGAAGCGAUGCAAAGCACCGGAGCGAGAGCCCUGGCCGCAUCCGGCACCUUGUCCACUCUGUCCAGAAGCUGUUUGCCAAGUCGCAGUCUCUGGAGGGCCCCACCAAAGGCAACGUAAACGGCAAGAAGGGGGUGGAUGACCCCAAGCAAAACCGGAGGAGCAAGAGCAAAGACCGCGCGAAGACCUCCGAGCCCAAGCGGAGGAGCAGAUCUAACAUAUCAGGCUGGUGGAGCUCAGAUGACAACUUAGACAGCGAUACCUGCAGCUACCGCAACCCAAUGGGCCUCAUGACGCUGGGCCGGCAGCCGGACCACAGCCAGCCAAAGUAUUUCAUGCACGCUUACAAUACCAUCAGCGAACACAUGCUGAAAUCCUCCAAGAGCAAUAACGACCUCAAGGUCACCCCUUGCACCAAUAUCCCCAUCAACAAUGACUCCAACUACAUUAAGAGGGGCUCCUGGUCCACACUGACGCUCAGCCAUGCCCGGGAAGUGUGCCAGAAGGCCUCUGCCACGAUCGACAAAGCCUUGCUGAAAUCCAAGUCCUGCCACCAAGACUUAGCCUACCACUACCUGCAGCCUGACGGAGGGCUGUGGGCACAGCUGGGUGGCGUGAGCCCGGCCAGCAGCUGGGCAGCCCCACCACUCGGCUGGGAGGACACGGGUGCCACCCCGCUGCAGCCGAGCGAGCCCCCACGGAGGUGGGACCAGCCCCUCAGCCCUGGGCCGACCGACGCAGGCAGCGGCCAGGUGCCUCAGGGGGAGUGGAACAACACGCUCUCUCGGGACAAAGACAGUGAGAUCCCGUGCCGGCGCAUGCGGAGCGGGAGUUACAUCAAAGCCAUGGGGGAUGAUGAUAGUGAAGACUCAGAAACCAGCCCCAAACCAUCCCCGAAAACUGCAGCUCGGAGGCAGAGUUACCUCAAGGCCACCCAACAAUCCCUGAGUGAGCAGAGCACCACACAAAGGAGCCUGGACCGCCUGGACUCUGUCGAGAUCCUCCUACCUCCGAAGUUCCCAACCUGGGAGGAAGAAUACAACCAGAUCUCUGACGGCGUCAACGAGUCCAGUUGCAUCAGCCAGGUGCCGGAGACAGAGCUGGGGGAGCAGUAUGAGGUGGUCUGCGACACUACCUACAGCGAGGCCGAGUCGGCCGCCGCGGAGGUGCUGGACCUGCCUCUGCCCAGCUACUUUCGCUCCCGGAGCCACAGCUACCUCCGAGCCAUCCAGGCGGGAUGCUCCCAGGAAGAGGACACGGGCUCCGUCCGGUCCAUCUCACCCCCGCCGGCGGGCAGCCUCAGCGGCAGCAGGACCCUGCCCACCAACAGCAGUUCAUCAUGCCUAGUGGCAUAUAAAAAGACUCCACCUCCUGUCCCACCUCGGACCACAUCAAAGCCGUUCAUCUCUGUCACUGUGCAGAGCAGCACUGAAUCAGCACAGGACACCUACCUGGACAGCCAGGACCACAAGAGUGAGGUGACCAGCCAGUCGGGGCUCAGCAAUUCUUCAGACAGCUUGGACAGCACCAGGACACCCAGUGUGACGAGGGGAAGUGUUGUGACUCCAGCGAGAGAGACUCCAGAGUUACCCCAGAAAAAUGCAACUUUGAAAAGUGACAAAGGGACUCUAACUAGCGAAGAGCCUAAAGUGGAGAACAUCCCCAAAAGAAAGCUGUCAUCUAUAGGAAUACAAGUUGACUGUCUUCAGCCAGUGGCAAAAGAGGAGCCUCCUCCACCAGCCACCAAAUUCCAGUCCAUCGGGGUACAGGUAGAGGACGAGUGGCGAAACAGCCACUCUCGCAGCAUGUCCUCCAAACAGGACACAGACUCUGACACACAGGAACCUAAUAACUCUAGCUGUAAAUCAUCUGAGAGAAGCCUCGCUGAGUGCCCCCAACACAACAACUCUGUUGGUGUUGAUGCCACUACCAGGCAACCAGCCAAGCCCUCACAGAUUAAGAGAAACCUCUCCUAUGGAGAAAACAAUGACCCAGCCCUGGAGCCUUCCUCUCUUCCUCCUCCUGAUCCCUGGCUUGAGACAUCCUCCGCCUCGCCAUCAGAACCCACGCAGCCAGGAGCCUGCCGGCGGGAUGGGUACUGGUUUCUGAAGCUGCUGCAAGCAGAAACAGAGCGGUUAGAAGGCUGGUGCCGCCAGAUGGACCAGGAGACCAAAGAGAACAAUCUCUCUGAAGAAGUCUUAGGAAAAGUCUUGAGUGCAGUGGGAAGUGCACAGUUACUAAUGUCGCAGAAGUUCCAGCAAUUCCAUGGCCUCUGUGAACAAAACUUGAACCCUAAUGCCAAUCCCAGACCCACAGCCCAGGACCUAGCUGGGUUUUGGGAUCUCCUGCAGUUGUCCAUUGAAGACAUCAGCAUGAAGUUUGAUGAGCUGUACCACCUGAAAGCUAAUAGCUGGCAAUUGGCAGAGACACCGGAGAGAAAGGAAGAGAAGAAACCACCCCCUCCAGUGCCAAAGAAGCCAGCAAAGUCCAAAUCCCAACUGAACCGGGACAAAGCCUCUGACUCAGACAAGCAGCGCCAGGAAGCUCGCAAGCGUCUUAUGGCAGCCAAGCGGGCUGCCUCCGUCCGGCAGAACUCUGCCACGGAGAGCGCAGAUAGCAUUGAGAUCUACGUACCUGAGGCACAGACCCGCCUUUGAGCAAAGGGGCAGAGGAAGGAACCGCGUGGUUUUUAUAAGUCAUUAAAAAGGAAAAAAAGGUUCUCUCUAAACUAGUGUGAUUUAUUCAGUCUAGAGACAAUGAGCCAUCCUUGAAAAGGGCUCCUGAGUUGGCUUUUUUCUCUCAGCUUUAAGUAAUGAAGAUUUUAAAAAAAAAAAAAAACAAACAAAAAAAAAAAGAAAAAAAUACCCCUCGUUUUCUCACUUGGCUAUGGUGUUGCUGAAUGGACUGAACAGACUCCUGGAAACUCCAGCCCCUCGACUUGGAACUUCAGUCUUUUUACUUGUUCUAUCUAAUGAGAAUUAUUAGCUUGUUUACAAGAAGAGGACAAAACAUGAAGCCUUGAGCACUUGCCAUGCUGUGUUCUUCCUCCUCCUCAGUUUGGUUCUUCAUUCUCAUCCUUUAUUUUUUCUUCCUUCUGCUUCCUUUCUCCCACCCUUUGCAUGGCUUUGUUUACUGUGUUAGAAAUAACCUCUCUUCCACAGAGCUCCCGAAGAGAACACCCAUUCAGUGUGUACUACUGUUGCACUCUGCUAGCAAGCAGCCUUUCUUGGUUUUUCCUUUUGAUGGGGAUAUUGGGGUGGGGGGAGGAUGGGUGGGCAGGGUCAGGGCAGUGUGUUUGUAUUCCUCUGGUUUACUGAAGUGAGAGGAAGACAAGGUCUGUGGACUGUGACACACAGGUGUUGAAAUGCAGCCCAGAAACACAUGUGCAAUAAGCUGGCAAAGGGGGAAGGGGCAGUGCUUGGCUGGUUGAGCCUGAGAGCACAGUACCCUGCUCCAGGUGCGGGAGGGGAGCUGAAGGGCCACAGAGCAACUAUGGGUGCGACCCACACAUGCUUCACUUUGAUAUUUUUUUUUUUUCCUUCUCCUUUUCCCUUUACAAAAUUAUUUUCCUGGAAUUGCUUGUUGAGGAAGAAGCUGCUACACUGGGGGACCUGUUUCAAAGUGGGCUGGGGAAGCAGGGGGAGGGCUGGGGAGAGUGUAACGGUAUUUCAGGGUGGGAGGACUGGGUUUUGUACAAAGAGGAACGCACAGGUAGCUGGUGGUAGGCUGCCUGCCUGUAUGUAUGUGUACAUAUGCACAUAUACACUUAGUAGUACCUGUACAUUUAAUUCAUACACACGUAUACAUGCCCAUGCACACAGUGCAGAUGGUGUACUAAAAGCACCUUGGUGAGAAUGGGCAUAUGUAUAGCAUAUAUUUUUACAUGUACUAUAUCUAGAUGUGUGUAAAAGUGUGUGUAAAAAUAUAUACCCUGUGUGUAAUCAGAUGACUUAUUUUUUUCCUUAUCUCCCUGAUCUCUGGGUAGAGGAAGGAUUGCUAAAUAUUUUUUAGCCCAUUUUCCCCUUUGUAGGUCUCCUUUUCAGUCUGGCUUCUUGAAGCCAGAAUCGCCACCAGCCCAAUUCUUUGCCACCCUCUCAAAAAUAAGCAUUUGGCCCCAUCCUGAGUGAUCUUGCUGGGGAUUUUUUUUUUUUUCCUUCACUUGCUUGAAUGAAUUUCGGGAGAUUGUGUGCUGCUUUUGUGGGGGCAGGGAUAGAAAUCCUAGAGAAGUUUCAGCGAGGGUGGUGGUGGUCCAGAAGGCAAAAAAUAAAAGCAAAAUCCUGAAUGUCUGAGUGACCAUUGUAUACUGUCCAGUGUUGUCUAUGCGUAGGUGCUCUCAGAUUUCUGUCCACCUACCAUAAACUCUCAAACAUGGAAUUGGGCUCCUGUCGAAGCUUAGCCAUAAUGUAACUGAAAUUCAGCAUUGGUUUUUGAAGUUUGUGGGUAGAGACACUGACUUGUUGGGUUGCACUGUCAGGUUUUGGGGAGGAUUGUAAAGAUGCAGUUGUAGGGAUCUUUAGUAUUGAAAUGGAAAUGGCAGGGAAAGGAUUUGUUUUGUUUUAAUUUAUUCUUUCAAAAGUGGUUGAGGCUGCUGCUGGGGAGCUGGCCUGAAGUGCUGCGUUGUCCUGGGCGGGCAGUCUGUGGGCAGCAGCCCCUUUUGCUGAGUUGUCAAAUGCUCACAACCCCUGGGCUGAGAUCCCUCUCCCCCUCGGUGGGCUGCAGUGGCACGGCAAUGCUGGUGGGUCGCCAAGUGAGGUGGGUGGCAGAGGUGCCUGUGCCCGCCUGACUCUCAUUUUGUUUCCUGCCACCUUGGAGGAGAAGAACUUACAGCAGCAAGGACAGCUGGCUGACUUACCGUUUAAAAAAAAAAAAAAUUAAUAAAUGCAGUGUGAAUUUACA
Messenger RNA from Falco peregrinus (peregrine falcon), 5734 nucleotides. RefSeq names its product DLG associated protein 4 (gene DLGAP4). The record is from RefSeq and is a predicted model, not a curated record. Bases 469 to 3495 code for a protein of 1008 amino acids. The transcript has 14 exons. Gene Ontology annotation, molecular function: molecular adaptor activity. Gene Ontology annotation, biological process: signaling. Lineage: Eukaryota; Metazoa; Chordata; Aves; Falconiformes; Falconidae. Gene Ontology annotation, cellular component: glutamatergic synapse; postsynaptic specialization.